Molecule: messenger RNA, 3793 nt
Organism: Phycodurus eques (leafy seadragon)
Lineage: Eukaryota; Metazoa; Chordata; Actinopteri; Syngnathiformes; Syngnathidae
Gene: gtf2a1l
Product: general transcription factor IIA, 1-like
Exons: 9
Coding region: 1923-3314 (463 amino acids)
Biological process (GO): transcription initiation at RNA polymerase II promoter; transcription by RNA polymerase II
Cellular component (GO): transcription factor TFIIA complex
Source: RefSeq, a predicted model, not a curated record
CGUACCGCUUAUCCUCACUCAGGCCGGGGGCGUGUUGGAGCCCAUCCCAACUAUCAUCGGGGGAGAGGCGGGGUACACCCUGAACUGGACGCCAGUCAAUCGCAGGGCACAUAAACAAACAUCCAUUCACACCUAUGGAGCUUCAAUUAACCUACCAUGCAUGUUUUUCGGAUGUGGGAGGAAACCGUAGUACCCGGAGAAAGACCCACGCAGGGACGGGGAGAACAUGCAAGAGUUUGCACGUAGAAGAUGCGGUACUGUACUGUGUGGGGUCCUUUUUAAUAUAAAUUUCUCCCCCCUGUAGUAUGCUAAUGUACACUAUAGUUUAGCAGUGAUUCUCAACUGGUGGGUGGGGACCUAAAAGUGUGUCACGGAGCCUUUUUGGGUGGAUUGCAGGCAUCCAUCCAUCCAUUUUCCUUACCGCGUAUCCUCACUAGGGUCGGGUGUGCUGGAGCAUAUCCCAGCUAUCUUUAGGUGAGAUACCCUGAUGAUGAUUGUGCCCAUCAUAGGGCACAAAGAACCAUUCGCACUCACACCUAGGGGCAAUUUAGAGUCAUCAAUUAACCUACCAUGCAUGUUUUUGAGAUGUGGGAGGAAACUGGAGUACUCGAAGAAGACCCAUGCAGGAACGGGGGAGAACAUACCAACUCCGUACAGGCGAGACCAGAUUUGAACCCGAGUCCUCAGAACUGUGAGUCAGAUGUGCUAACCAGUCGCUCAACAUGCCGCUGCCAUUAUUAAGUGUUUACAAAAUUGUGCCUUCUGCUCUUCGGACUUUGGCAAAACUAAACCCUCCGCAUUCUGUAUAUCUUGUGCUCUGGCAAUGAUGCGUCGUGCACACACUCCACGCAUGAUAAUAAUAUCUUAAGGUCAAAGUGUUCCCUGAAAUGCUAAUCUUCAGCUGGCUUGUUUGGAGUUUGUGACAGGCGGCACCACGGCGCCUUCAAUGACCUACUGGCGAAGCCUUGAGAUAAGUUAUUCCUUUAUUUGUCCCUCAGUGUGGAACUCACAAAGUUGCCAUUGAAACAAAACGAAAGGUGAAACACGAAAAAGGGGGAACGGUACAUGAGCCAAGUCUGCGGUACCAAGCUGAAUAAGUCUUAAUGAUUUUGUGGGUUUGGACACGCCACAAUGAAGCUAUCUUUGACACAAUUAUAUAAUGCAUUUGCAAGUACAGUACAUUACUCCUUGCUACUAUUUAGCACCUGAGCAACCUGUGUUUGUGAUCACAUGGAAUUUGCAUGCUGUUCGGGCGCUGUAUAAGUGGUAAAAGCUGAGAUUUUAGAUCCAGUCUGAUCCGAGCCGAUACUUGUUGCUGACAUCGGACCGAUUUCUGAUCUCAAAGAUUCGAUCGGGACACCCCUAGUUACAGCAAGACAACAAAAACAAAAACCAACAGGUGAGUAAAACACAGACACAACUAUUAUGGGGAAACAAUGUCUAACAUUAGGACUGACACGUGAUUACCACAUGUAAAACAUGUUGGUACAUGACGAGAGCUCCUGAAUAAAAAUGUCAGAGCAGGCGUUCAUGUCAGCUUGAGUUGAUUGCAUGCUUCUAACUAACAUUCGUUAACCACAACAUAAAAGCAAGCAAGCCCAAAGCUGUAGCCUUUUAUAGUUAAAGUUGUAUAUACAGUCGGCCUACUGUGUUGCUGAAAUGUUGAUUCCUCUCCACUGCUCUUUGUUGCCUUUAAAAAUGGGAAUAUGUGAUGCAUAGAUGUCUAGCCCGAAAGACUGUACUGAAGACAGCACAAUUAAACAUUAUCAUGAAUAAAUCAAUUUAGUGCGUGCGUGUGCAUGUUUAAAACUGUGCUCCUCUGACAAAAGCCCUGCCCCCGUGAGGCAGACACGCUUGCCGGCAGUAUACCGUGCUGCCUUAUAGCUGCUUUCGCCAACCAUUUAUCCACUGCAUUUGUCCUUAUGGUUUCAGCUGUGCUGGAGCCUAUCCCAGCUGACUUUGGUGAGAGGCGGGAUACACCAUGGACUGGUCGACAGCCAAUUGCAGCCAAGCUCUAUUUGUCAAUAAUCGAUGAUGUGAUUGAGAGUAUGAGGGAGCUGUUCCUGGAUGAGGGCCUUGAAGACUGCAUCCUCGACAAUUUACGACAUCUUUGGGAGACAAAGACGAUGGAGUCGAAAACUAUGGACGACUUCAGGAAGAACAAAAUUGACUCUCCAGACUUUGUGCUCCAGCUUCCAGCUAACUACAGGCGCAAUGAUGCAGAACUCACAGCUUCAGUAGUGAUCCCCGCAAGUCAGAAUAUUCACAGUUUCCCUGUCAAGAACAACUCUGAGACACUUGCUACCUUUUCACUUCCUGCUGGCCUAUCUUACCCUGUGCAGAUACCUGCUGGAGUCACUCUACAAACAGCCUCUGGUCAACUUUACAAGGUCAACGUUCCUGUUGUAGUUACUCAGGCCCCAGCAGGUCAGCAAACAGUAUCCCAACCUCCACCGGCUUCAUUCCAACCUGGUGAAACACUUCCUCAGGAGGCACCGCCUGUGCCGACGCUUUUGGUCAACUCAUCGCAACUGCCAGACGCUACUUUACCCCCCAGUCAGGAGAGCAGCGUUCCCCAGCAAGACCCUAUCACAGCGCCCCCACAGAUUGAGGUAGCAUCUUCUCCAGAACCGGAAUCUGCACUGGCUGGGCAAGCGAGCGAGUCGAAUCCAGAGCCUGUGGACCUUAGCGUCAAAAGUUCUGCCGUCAGCCAGUUGGUCGGCAGCGAGGAGGCUUUGACGAAGACCACUCAGUUCAAGAGCAGCGACAUUGAUGAUAUCCUCAAAGAAUUCAUUAAAGAGGAGCGAGAAAAAGCAGCAAGGGCGAGAAACUUGGCUCACACCAAAUGUUGCGACCAGCCUGAAGCAAUUCUCGGGCUGGACCUGGACUUCAACUACAGUGAACUGUCAGACAUCGUACAGCUGGAUGGUACGGCGGACAAUUCGGACAUGGAAGAGGAAGAAGUCGUGCCACUGGAGGAGAAUGACUUCCUGGGUAUGAUCAACGCAGAGGCCAUCGAGGCUCUGCAGGAAGGAGUCGGGAGCAGUGAUGGGAACACUGGCUCCUCCAGUAGUGACAGUGAAGGAGCUGAUGAGCUUGAACAUGUAGAAGAUGAGGAUCCAUUGAAUUCAGGUGACGAUGUGUUUGAACAAGAUAUCCCAGAUCUCUUUGACUCAGAGAAUGUCAUUGUAUGCCAAUAUGACAAAAUUCACCGCAGUAAGAACCGCUGGAAGUUCCAUUUGAAAGAUGGAGUCAUGUGUUAUGGUGGCAGGGAUUAUGUGUUCUCUAAAGCUGUUGGGGAAGCAGAAUGGUAAUUCACUGCUCCAUCCAUUUUGUUUACCGUUUAUGCUCAGUAGGGUUGCAGCAGGUCAGGGCAGUCCAUCCCAGCUGACUUUGGGUGUGAGGUGACCCUGAACUGGACACCAGCCAAUCACAGGGACUGCUGCUUAUGAUGGAGGGGAAAAUUAUAUCAACAGAGCACACGUUGCCUAAUUAGAUAUACUGUAUUUAUAUUUUAUAUUCAUUAGUGUGAUUAAAGAAGAAUCGACACAGAAAAUUACCAUACUUUAGAUUGGUUGGGAAUGUAAUUUAAUUUCACGUUAAUUUAUGUUCUGUAGUUGUUUUUUUCUUUUUUAAAAAAAAGGUUUUGAUUUAAAGGGUACGCCUGUGUUGUUUUGCCAAUAUGAGUUCCUUGCUUGAUUGUAAUGUUUAUUCCUCAUAUAUAUUUUCUAUGCUGUGUGCAACAUUCAAUAAACCCUGAAAUAGGGACUUUCCGUUAUCAUGGUUAAAACCA